Molecule: messenger RNA, 6258 nt
Organism: Mytilus trossulus (common blue mussel)
Lineage: Eukaryota; Metazoa; Mollusca; Bivalvia; Mytilida; Mytilidae
Product: death-associated inhibitor of apoptosis 1-like
Exons: 11
Coding region: 106-2169 (687 amino acids)
Biological process (GO): regulation of cell cycle; positive regulation of protein ubiquitination; negative regulation of apoptotic process
Cellular component (GO): cytoplasm; nucleus
Molecular function (GO): ubiquitin protein ligase activity; cysteine-type endopeptidase inhibitor activity involved in apoptotic process
Source: RefSeq, a predicted model, not a curated record
AAGAAAGACGCCAUUUUGGUUUUAGGACGGUUAAAAAAUCGUCCGUAUCAUCUAGUUAGGAAUUGUGACUCUACCGACCAAAGGGUAGAUUGAAAAGCCUAGAUAAUGCAUUUGUCAAACGUGUCUGUUCUGGUAAUACUUAUUUUUUUCUGGAGCUUAUUUAACGAACUUUGCAAUCAAAGAAGUGACCUUAGGCAAUCGCAUAUAGUUGGAAAUUUCCGAAGGAGACAAAACCUUACAAACAAGAUGUCCAGAAGAAAAAGAAAAAGAACGGUCGAGAAAAAAAUAAUAUUUGUUCUGGUGAGUUGGAUCCAUGUAGUUCUUUUUAAAACAGAAACAAUGCAAGCAUUGUAUUUAAAGUUUCUGUUGCGAAUUUCCUUUGGUCGCUCCAUUUACAUCACUGUUUUUCCAACUGAUAGAUUGCAGCAAAAUCGAAACAUGAACAGAUGGUAUUAUGAAGGAAAUAGAGUGUUUUCCUUUGCUCGCGCUCCCGUCUAUGGUUCUUUUUUUAUUCGGCUAGCACGUUUGGGAUUUUAUUACGACGAGGAACUUCAUAUAACAAAAUGUGCAUUUUGUGGAGCUCAGUACACCGACGGUAAUAAUCCUGAAGUUAUACAUCACCACGAAUGUCAGUUAGAACAUGAGAAUAUUCCAUUUGGAUCCACAUAUUCUGAAGUUGCAGUUUACAAAUCACCAAAAUAUAAGGAAUUUGAAAGUUUAGAAAGCAGAAAAGCAUCAUUUUACGGAUGGCCUCAUUUAUCCAAUCAAAGUUUCACUUUGGAACUAGCAGAAGCCGGAUUUUUUUAUACGGGAAAUGGAGAUAUAGUAAGAUGUUUUUCUUGCGGUGGAUGUCUACAACACUGGCAGCAAUCGGAAAACUACCCUAUUCCAUGGAUCGAGCAUUUAAUGUGGUUUCCACAUUGUGACGAAGAAACUCAUUCCCAAUACAGUGAAACGAUAGAAGCUAUGAAUAUGAGAGUUCAAGCAACAGAAGUUUCACAGGAAGAAGUCGCUCAACUCAAUUUCAGACGGCAAAUAAGAAGGAGAAAUGUUUCGGACAAUUUGUUGCAGACAAGAAAUAGAGCGUUAACCUAUGGUCAAAGGGAAACACUUAUAUCAAGCGAACAGACUAAUAGUAAUAUUUUAGUAUUACGGUCACAGCAACUAGAUGAAAUGCAUCGGUCAGUUGACAGAGACCAUUCUGUAUUAGAGGGAGAACAGAGCACACCUGCACAAAUAGACAUGGCUGAUGAUUUGGAUAAUACAUUAGACAGACCAAGACAUCCAGCAUAUGCUCAGCUGAGUCUUAGGCCACCAAAGGAAGUGAACAGUGCGACUAGUCAACCUCCAGUUGACAGAGACCAUUCUGUAUUAGAGGGAGAACAGAGCACACCUGCACAAAGAGACAUGGCUGAGGACUUGGGUAUUACAACAGACAGACCAAGAUAUCCAGCUUUUUCUAAUCUGAGUGUUAGGAUCAGUACAUUCCGGGGUUGGCCCGGAUAUUUAGAUCAGGCACCUAGGGAUAUGGCACUGGCCGGAUUCUUCUAUGCAGGCUAUAACGACAAUUGCACCAGUGGAUUACGUAUACGCAAUUGGGAUGAAAGUGAUGAUCCCUGUGUAGAACAUCUAAGAUGGUUUUCAAAUAGUUCAUUUGAUAGACAAAACAGAGGUCAGAGAUGGUUUGAGACUAUUGGAAAAAAGAAACAAAAAGAAAUGCCACCAAAGGAAGUGCACAGUGCGACUAGUCAACCUCCAGUUGACAGAGACCAUUCUGUAUUAGAGGGAGAACAGAGCACACCUGCACACAGAGACAUGGCUGAGGACUUGGGUAUUACAAUAGACAGACCAAGAUAUCCAGCUUAUUCUAAUCUGAGUGUUAGGAUCAGUACAUUCCAGGGUUGGCCCGGAUAUUUAGAUCAGGCACCUAGGGAUACAGCACUGGCCGGAUUCUUCUAUGCAGUAGCAGAAGGACUGCACGACGAAAACAACCAGAUGGAAAGAUCCUGCAGCAGUUGCUUUAUUUGCAGAAAGAAGAAAAAAUCUAUCAUUUUCAAGCCAUGUGGUCAUAUUUUAUGCUGCAAAGACUGUGCAUUUCAGCAUUCUUUUAAAAAAUGUAUGCAAUGUGGAAAGAAAAUUCAAAAAUUCAAAAAUGUCUUUCUUCCUUGAGUUAGUUACAUGAUUUCCGACAGGGUUCCUCGCAAUGUAAGACAGCACACACAACGUCUUCUUUUCGUCUUUAGACAGUUUUAUAUAUAAAUCAUAACACUACAUCUACAGUAGUAAAAGUAAAUGGAUCAAUAAAAGACUUUUGUAUAUAACAGGAACUAUUUUAUAGAGACCCCUGACUUGAAGUAAUUACUACUCUAUGACCUUAGCAUUAUAUUAUGAAGUGUUUCUAUGGGUAUAUUUGUUAACAUUGUGAUAUGAUUUGUUUUCCUUUGAUGUUUUAAUUAAAUAAUAUGGUUAUAAAGUGUGUUAAGAACCAUCGUCUAUUAUCUGCAAUGUCAUAGUUAUGUUCUAAUUCACGUGUUCAAAAGAUCAUAAAGUAUUUAUGUGCACAUCGCAACUUAAAUUCUGCAACCUACUUCCAACCCAAACUGUAUACAAUUUAUUCUUGGUAUUAAGUAAGAAACACAUUUCUGAUUGACCAUGUCAUUGUAUUAAACAUCAAACAAGAUAUUACUGUCCACAAAAUCAUUUGAAUCACACAGAAUAACUUAAAAUAAACAAAUAUCAUAAUAUCAUAAUAUAACACAAAGUACACGUAAAAAUGAUUUCUGAAUUACAUAACAAUUCUACACUACGGUAAAUAUGUUUACAUUGAGUAAUCACCGUCGUCACCGCCUAACCUCUAUAACUGAUCCUUUUCUUAUAUACUACCCGCAUAAUUCAAACCGAUUGUUUGCAAUAGGUACGACGCGUAAAACACAUAAAUAUAUGUAUAUAUUCUAAUUCACUUGUUCAAACGAACUUAAAGUAUUUAUGUGUACAUCGCUACUUAAUUUCUGCAACCUACUUCAAACCCAAACUGUAUACUAUAUUGUUCUUAGUAUAAAAUAAGAAACACAUUUCUGAUUUUGUUCAGCACGGUGACCAUGUUGAUGCACAAAGAAAGCAGUGGUUAUAAACCAAGAUUUUUUUGUAACAGAUUAACGCUUUUUCAUAUCUUCAGACACAUAUUCAUCCUUUGACAAGUCUGAUUUCCAGCGGCCUUGUAUCUUAAAAAGUCUAUCUGAUAUAUCGUUUUUAGCUACCAUGGUAGCCUCGCCUGAAAAAAAGCUUAUACGCCGAACUCUUUUUUGGAUUAUCCGAUACUAUGAAGAGCCCCUGUUAUCCCUUAUCCUGCUCAUGUAAAUGAUAAUUUCUCAUUCUUAGAGAGUAAGGAUUUUCUACAAAAAAGGUUAAUGACAGAAAAAUGUACAUAUCAGAAUUCAUCUUUAUUUUAGCAUCCGCCUAAUAGGACUUUUAUUUCUUUACAGGACACAGAAGACUAUCUAAUUUACCAAUAUAAGCAUUCUUCCUUUUUUCUAUAACAAUCAGUUUUACUCUUUUCUAUUAAAAUAUCUGCAUAUUCGACAGUAAAAGAAAUAUGUUUGGCCUUAAUAUUACAUAGUUCAUUAUAUCUGAAAAACAACACAUAUACACAGUAAACGAAUAUCUUUAAGUGAUCUCAACUUCUUGUUAAAGAAUUUAUAUUUUUUUUUUCAAAAUAUCUGGUUCCACUGGUGUCUUUUCCUGAAUCGGUCUAGAUAACUUAGAUGCAUCUAGUAUACUUCUUCCAAAAUCUGAAUCAUAAGGAUUCUUUACGCCUGCAAUAUGAUGUACCUACUUAAUAAUGUAAAAUGCGGCAUCAACGACACUGCAAUGCCUACUGGUAUCUAUUAUGAUUAUCUAAUAGAGGUUGCAAAUAUAGGCUGACAUGUAAUUCAUUACACGGAAGUAUCGAAGUUAUCUCGGAAUAUUUUAGUGUUCAUAGUACAAAUCUUUGUAAUACAGUAGAAAUCCAACGGAAUUAUUUGUAAUGUAUUUUUUAAGCAACUUUCACUUGAUCUCACUUCUUCGAAUUUAACUUUGUUUACUAGCACCGUUUUCUUUACAUGUCUCAACUCUAGUUCAAGUCCAUGUUUACCUUUUGUGCUGAUUGCUACGGUCAGCGAGUUCACAACGUGCGGUCUGUUCGAUACAUCUUAACCUAACCCGCCUUUGAGCAAAUCUAAAAAAGCUUCAUGUACAUAAAUUGUAUUUUUAAAGCAGACUUAUAAUUUUUUUUAAAUACAGAAGUAGGUUCCUGUAAAAAAGGAAAUUUAUAACUUUCUUUGAUUAUAUUAUAAACAAAAUUUGUUGUACAAAUCUUAACCCAAAAAUGUAAAGACGUUUUAAUCUGCCCUUCACAGUUACAUCUUUUUCACAUUCAAAGUAAGUGUCAAUAUCAAAUUGUUCAUGUACCUUAAACAUUUCUUGACUGUUUUCUUUAAGAAGGAGGUGCUCUGGAUAGUCUAUUCUUGCGUUGUCUGUGACAUUUUAUCGCCAAAUGUUAGUAGAAUCCACACUUAUAACAGACAUUGGAAGGUUUUACUGUACUCUGCAGGCAUUGAUCUCCACAGACAGAUGUCCCUUCACAAAAGGGCUGAAGUUACAAACCAUUAACACCAGAAUUUCCACCACUGUGCGCCUGUUGAUAUGACGAACUAGCCGCUUCUGUGGGUCUUUUUUUACUAUGCUGUUGUUUUCCGUCUUAUCUGCCUUGAUUUUUUUGACUGUCCUGCUAUUCGCGGCCGUAAUGUGUUUCUCAUCUUCCGAAUCACUCGCUAGCUCAUCAGAUAAGCAUUCACUGACAGUCUACCAACCCCUUUGGACUUAUCCGCGAUCCUUAUAUGUUUAUUCCGUUUAUUCAGCAGCUCUUUAUAAUCUUUUAAGUACGAAAUGGCUUUAUUCGGACUCUUUCUUCUCGAUGCACGAUAAAGCGGAAUCUAAAUUGUCCAACACAUCUCCGUUAAGGUCUAAAUAGACCUUGUUGUCUUUGAAUUUAUAGGUGGUUUCUAACUUAUUUUCCUUUUUCGCUAAACUAUUGGUCGAAUAGUUCAAAUUCUUCUCGAGACCGGUUACUUUGUUAUUCAUGUAGGUCUUAAUUAGCGACGACAAAAAACAGCGUUAGAAACAUCUUCUCCCUAUGUAUGUUCAAUCGUAUCUUUAUCCAUGUCUUCAUUAUGAUUAUUUUCGUUGUCGGACAUUAUGUUUACACUGUAUUAAUCGACGUAGUCACCGCCUAACCUCGAUAACUGAAAAAAAAACUUUCUCAUAUACUACUCUCGAAAUUCCAACCGGUUCUUAUAAUAGGUACUACGCGACUAAAAUUACUACGCAUAAAGCACAUAAAUAUAUUUAUCAUACUGUAAUAUCUAACACAAAAUCCAACACGAAUCUAAGAGGAAAGUAUGCGAAGCAUAGCAAUGAUAACACGUGUCCAAUUUCAUAUAAUUCCACGACUGAGGAUCUACCAUAAAUUCUAAAAUAUAUCUGCCUUUAAUUUGUUUGGAAAGAAAGAUAAUUUAUUUGUAUUAUUUUUGUUGUCUUUAGUGUUUGGAAUAUAAUCCUUAUAAUUGAGUUCUGUCGCCUCUCAAGAAAUUGUAUAAAUACAAUUUACCUCUUUAUGUUCCAUUCAUAAAGUUACAUAGUUUACCCCUCUCCCACCAGUUAUAAAAAUACUGGAUUCGCAUCUAUUUAUUUCAAAACUACAUGUGUGCCAACAUUGUAAGUCAAAUGCAGAACUGACUUGCAUAAGCCACCAUCUCAUGUAACGUUGCCAGUGAUUGAUAUUAGUUCAAAGGGUCAACAACAUUAUUUUUAUUUACAAAUUAUAUAUACCAACUACUAGAUUUUUUAGUUCAAAUAUAUCUAAUCGUAAAAACCAUGGAAUAUAUAGUACUUAUCCUCACCAUCAUUAAUAACAUAUAUAUUAUAUUGUGACAUGCUUUUGUAUGCUUUUUACUUAUAACCACAUACGUAUGUUUAAAUAAUUGAGUGUGCUUGUAUGAUUUUUACAAAAGUAAACAUUCCUUGUCAAGUGUAUCUAAUCCUGUAUCUAAGACAUAUUUUAGUUGCAAAUAUAUAUUGUGCUGCCAAAAAUAUAGUUUUCUGUGUGUUUUGGUUUACCUUUGUUUCUGUCAUUUUUUCCCUUUGUUCCACUUUUUAUCUAAAAUACAAGUCCACUUUUUUCUAAAUGCUUUGAAAACAAUUGAAAAAGUAGAAUAAAGA